Messenger RNA from Angiostrongylus costaricensis, 447 nucleotides. NCBI's taxonomy places the organism in Eukaryota, Metazoa, Nematoda, Chromadorea, Rhabditida, Metastrongylidae. The record is from the annotation of a GenBank genome assembly.
AUGCCAGAAGGUGAUGACGAAGAGGGGAUGAAAAUCCAACAGCUACUGGAGCGAAACAGAAUGCUUGAAAAUUUCUUAAUUUCAUCUAAGAGCAGGGAAAAUCAGCAAGCGCGGGAAAUUGAGCGGCUGCGCCAACAGAAUUUGGAGCUGUCAGAACAAGUGAAGAGGCCUCAGGGUAUUUCCGCCACCGACUCUUCAACAUCAUCUUAUCUUCGAUUGCUCGUAGUGGCAUCCAUUGUAGCUGUUCUGGCACUGUACAUAAUUUGCUAUGCGCAGUUGCUGAAUGAGCGUCGGAACAGCGAGAGUCUGAAGGAAAUACUGGAGCGAAUGGGUGAUAUCGUUGAGAAACUGGAAGUAAAACAUAAAGCAGAGAUCGGGGUUGUGCCCUAUAUUUCUGGAGCGUACACGUCUUGUGAAGGGCAUUUGGUGAAGCGGCUUGAAUAUUGA